AUGCCGUGCACCGUGAUCGGCAUCUCCGGUGCCUCGGGCUCUGGCAAGUCGUCGCUCAGCACAAACAUUGUAUCGGAGCUUAUGGCACACUGCGGCCCCGUCAGCAUCGGCGUCAUCUGCGAGGAUUUCUACUACAGGGACCAGUCCAACAUCCCUGAGAGCGAGCGAGCCUAUACCAACUAUGACCACCCAAAGUCGCUUGAGCACGACCUGCUGACGACGCACCUUCGCGAGCUGAAGUCAGGCAAGACGGUGCAAAUACCCCAGUACGACUAUGUGCACCACACGCGCUCUGACACUGCAGUCACGAUGACGCCGAAGAGCGUCCUCAUUGUCGAGGGUAUUCUCCUCUUUACGAAUGCGGAGCUGCGCAACGAGAUGGACUGCCUCAUCUUCGUUGACACCCCGCUGGACAUCUGCCUGAUCCGGCGCGCCAAGCGCGAUAUGAGGGAACGUGGUCGCACCUUCGAGUCCGUCAUUGAACAAUACGAGGCGACGGUGCGUCCCAUGUACUACGCGUACGUUGAGCCGUCCAAAGUGUACGCCGACAUCAUCGUGCCGAGCUGGAAGGACAACAGCGUCGCAGUCGGGGUGUUGAGGGCUAAGCUGAACCACGACCUCGAGAACAUGUGA
Leishmania braziliensis MHOM/BR/75/M2904 is the source of this 633-nucleotide messenger RNA. RefSeq names its product uridine kinase-like protein. The transcript has a single exon. The record is from RefSeq and is a predicted model, not a curated record. Bases 1 to 633 code for a protein of 210 amino acids. Gene Ontology annotation, cellular component: cytoplasm. Gene Ontology annotation, molecular function: ATP binding; kinase activity. Lineage: Eukaryota; Euglenozoa; Kinetoplastea; Trypanosomatida; Trypanosomatidae.